AUGCAGUUCCUCCAUUCCUGGCCCAUUUCUCCAUUCCUGGCCCCCGUUCCCGUUCCCUCCUUCCUGGCCCCCGUUCCCGUUCCUCCAUCCUGGCCCCGUCCCAUUCCUCCAUUCCUGGCCCCGUUUCCCCGUUCCUCCAUUCCUGGCCCCCGUUCCCGUUCCUCCAUUCCUGGCCCAUUCCCGUCCUCCAUUCCUGGCCCCCGUCCCAUUCCAUUCCUGGCCCCCGUUCCCAUUCCUGCCCCCGUUCCCAUUCCUCCAUUCCUGUUCCCGUUCCUCCAUUCCUGGCCCCCGCUCCCAUUCGUCCAUUCCUGGCCCCCGUUCCUGUUCCUCCAAUCCUGGCCCGUCCCAUCCUCCAUUCCUGGCCCCCUUCCCGUUCCUCCAUUCCUGGCCCCCGUUCCCCGUUCCUCCAUUCCUGGCCCCCGCUCCCCCAUUCCUGGCCCCCGUUCCCGUUCCUCCAUUCCUGGCCCCCGUUCCCGUUCCUCCAUUCCUGGCCCCCAUUCCCGUUCCUCCAUUCCUGGCCUUCCCGUUCCUCCAUUCCUGCCCCCGUUCCCAUUCCUGUUGGCCCCCGUUCCCGAUUCUGGCCCUUCCAUUCCCCCAUUCCUGGCCCCGUUCCCGUUCCUCCAAUCCUGGCCCCCUUCCCAUUCCCUCCAUUUCCUGGCCCCCAUUCCCGUUUCCUCCAUUCCUGGCCCCCGCCCCAUUCGUCCAUUCCUGGCCCCUUCCCUUCCUCCAUUCCUGGCCCCCGUUCCCAUUCCUCCAUUCCUGGCCCCCGUUCCCGUUCCUCCAAUCCUGGCCCCCGUUCCCGUUCCUCCAUUCCCACCGCGCCCCUCUCGCCUAACUCCGUCUCUCCCGGUGAAGGACGACCUCCCUUCGAAGACGACCCAUGUGUAG
This is a messenger RNA of Penaeus vannamei (Pacific white shrimp), 888 nucleotides long. Lineage: Eukaryota; Metazoa; Arthropoda; Malacostraca; Decapoda; Penaeidae. The record is from RefSeq and is a predicted model, not a curated record.